Messenger RNA from Momordica charantia (bitter melon), 2316 nucleotides. Its product is annotated as ARM repeat superfamily protein. Lineage: Eukaryota; Viridiplantae; Streptophyta; Magnoliopsida; Cucurbitales; Cucurbitaceae. The record is from RefSeq and is a predicted model, not a curated record. Gene Ontology annotation, molecular function: protein binding.
AUGUUGUGUUGUGGAAAAUGAUUGGAACAGUGACACGUGACAGAAGGAAGCAAAAACUGGGCUAGAUAGUCCGGCCCAGAUGGCCCAAUAAUAAAGGCCCAUUUGAAGUUCCAUGAUCUUCUCCGCGUGACCACCGCAGUUUCUUCAACUGCCACAGCUUGUCAGCUUCUCUCGCUCUCUCUCUCCUCAUCGUUGAUCGUGUUUUCUUUUUGAUUCGGCCAACAAACGCUUUUUCUGUAAUCGUUUUUUGUGUCAGAGGCAGAGGCACUUCGAUUUUCCCCUCCCUCCUUUCUCUUCCUUUUUUUCCUUUCCCACCAAGCAAUCCUCUCCCAUGUUCUCAGUUUCCCAGCCGCGUUUCACUGCUUUCCGACUCUGCCUUCUCCGGCGGCAAGCUUCAUAUGCAGAGCGACUUGGAUAUGGCCUCGGCUUCUCUCUCUAACCAACUCAACGACCUCGAUUUGUUACUCAGAUCUGGGGUUCUCUACCAAUCGAACGCGCUAGUGCUGUCCCAGCCGGCUCCCGGUUCGAAUAAAGACGAUACGGAGUUUUUCAUCAGAGAUCUUUUCACGCGGCUGCAAAUCGGGGGGACGGAGUUCAAGAAGAAGGCUCUGGAAUCUCUGGUUCAGCUUCUGAACCAGGAUGAGAAGUCUGCGGGUUUAGUUGCCAAAGAGGGGAACGUUGGGUAUUUGGUUCACUUGCUCGAUUUCAACGCUCAGCCGUCUGUGCGAGAGCUAGCGGCUUCUGCGGUUUCAGUUCUCUCCACGGCGAGCGAUGAAUCGAGGAAAAGAGUGUUCGAAGAAGGAGGAUUAGGGCCAUUGUUGAGGAUUCUUGAAACAGGAUCAAUGCAUCUGAAGGAAAAAGCCGCCGCCGCCGUCGAAGCCAUUACCAUUGACCCGGAAAAUGCUUGGGCGGUUUCCGCUUACGGAGGCGUAGCGAUCUUGAUCGAGGCCUGCCGAUCAGGCACCCCACCGGUGCAGGCUCCAGCGGUCGGUGCGAUUAGGAAUGUCACGGCGGUGGAAGAUAUCAAAACCUCUCUCGUCGAGGAAGGGGCGGUUCCAGUAUUGUUACAGUUGCUAGUUUCAAGCACGAUGGCGACUCAAGAAAAGGCAGCAAUCUGUAUAGCAGUAUUGGCCUCCUCCGGUGAUUAUUUCCGAUCACUGAUAAUCCAAGAACGAGGAUUACCUAGAUUAUUACAUUUGAUCCACGACUCACCGAGUUCAGAUACGAUCGAAAACGCGUUGCGAGCCCUAAGUUCUCUCUCGGUUUCCGAUUCAGUUGCUCGGAUUCUAUCGUCUUCAACAUUAUUCGUAAUGAAACUCGGCGAAUUGGUGAAGCACGGAAACCUAAUGCUGCAGCAAAUCGCCGCUUCUCUGCUCGCUAAUUUAUCAAUCAGCGACGGGAAUAAGCGAGCUAUUUGGAGUUGUAUGGCUUCCUUGGUGAAGCUAAUGGAGAUGCCGAAGCCGGCCGGAGUUCAGGAGGUGGCGGUGCAAGCCCUUGCGUCACUCUUGACCGUCCGAUCAAAUCGGAAGGAGUUGAUGAGGGACGAGAAGAGCGUGAUGAGAUUGAUGCAGAUGCUAGAUCCGAGAAACGAGGUCGUCGUUAAGACGUUUCCGAUAGCGAUCGUCUCGGCAGUACUCGCCGGAGGAAGCAACGGUUGCCGGAAGCGACUUAUAGAUGCCGGAGCUUACCAGAACCUACAGAAGCUCUCCGAUAUGAACGUCGUCGGAGCUAAAAAGGCGUUGCAGCGGCUCACCGGCAAUCGGCUGAGAAGCAUCUUCAGCAGGACCUGGAGGGAAUAACGCAAAAGAAACUAACCCCCGCCGUCAAAGGAAUCUGGAGGAGUUCGUUUGGAUUUUUCUAACCGCUGAAGACUGAGAGAAGAAGUUACAACUACACAUGACCAAACCCAACCGUAUACUCCAACAACUAUUUAUUUUCAACUCCGUAGUAUAUUGUCGUUUUUUAUUAAUAUUUUUACCCUUCUGUUAAUGUUUAGACAAAAAGGGGAAAAAAAAAGGAGGAAAGAAAGAAAAGCACGGAUGCGGGUUUUAGGGAGUAUCCUGGUAUGCUUUUUUGCUUAUAUUAUUAAUUUAAUUUCACUGAUGAGGGAUAUAAGUGAGAUGUCUCAUGCCCAUGAUUGUCAUUUUGUUUGAUUGUGUAAAUUUCAGGUGAGUUUCUUUAUUAUUUUAUUGAAAAAAAAAAGAAGAAAGUUAUGUAAUGGGAAGAAUUUAUUUUUAUUAUUUAGGAAGUUAGUGAAAAGAGUGGAGGUGGUUUUGUGUAUACUUUUUUGACCAACAAAUGUGUCGGAUUGUGAAU